UGAGGACACGCACACAGAAUCCAUCCGUGUAUAAAGAGCUAAACGGCUUCAGGGUGAUGGGCGGACCGGUCGGGAAGCUCCGCCCGUCCGCCGUGCGUCUCCUCAGCCCUCACUCAAAACAGAGGACAGCUGUUGCGAGGCGCAUCGUCGUGUCCUGAGCCUCGAGCCUUGUUCGCACCGUCUUCUCCUCUCAUGCGCCCGCUGGAAUAUCAGCAGAAGACAGAGGAACACUGCGCACUCCGAGAGCAGGAGCCAGUCUCACAGAAAGAAAGGACUUGAUAGACAAAGACGGCGAUACAGAACAACGGGCUAGCCUCACUCCCAGCACUAUGCUCAUCUGACACACGACUGAGGGCCAGGGGUGGACUUUGCUGCAUUUGAGGAUGAUGAAUGGUCUCCUGCACUAGAGCUAGAUGGUGUGGGAAUGAUGGACCUCCCUAAUGGCCAGUCAAGCAUCACCAACCACGCUGUCUCUGAGAGGAGCAGCAGCUCAGAAUCUCUCAGUGAUAAAGGUUCUUCAGAGCUGAAGAAGAGUUUUGAUGCUGUUGUGUUCGAUGUGUUGAAGGUGACUCCUGAAGAAUAUGCAGGCCAGAUUACCCUCAUGGAUGCUCCUGUGUUCAAGGCCAUCCAGCCAGAGGAGCUGUCAAGCUGUGGCUGGAACAAGAAGGAGAAACACAGCUCUGCUCCAAAUGCCGUGGCCUUCACUCGCAGGUUCAACCAGACAAGUUUUUGGGUGGUAAGAGAGAUCCUCCAUGCGCAGACGCUGAAGAUCAGAGCAGAGGUGUUGAGUCUUUACAUUCGCACUGCCAAGAAACUGUGUGACAUUAACAACCUUCAUGCGGUCAUGGCUGUGGUGUCGGGGUUACAAAGUGCUCCCAUCUUCAGGCUUACCAAAACAUGGGCGUUACUGAGUCGUAAGGACAAGGCAACGUUUGAUCGACUCGACUACCUGAUGUCCAAAGAAGACAACUACAAACGUCUGAGAGACUACAUAAGCAGCCAGAGCAUGGUCUCAUGUAUACCAUACCUAGGGAUGUACCUGUCUGAUCUGACCUACAUAGACUCGGCCUACCCUUCCACAGGCAGCAUACUAGAGAACGAACAGAGAUCCAACCUGAUGAAUAACCUUCUCAGAAUCAUAUCGGACCUGCAGAGAUCCUGUACUUAUGAUAUACCGGUGUUGCCUCAUGUACAGAAGUAUCUCAACUCAGUCAGGUAUAUCGAGGAGCUGCAGAAGUUUGUGGAAGAUGACAAUUACAAGUUGUCUCAGAAGAUUGAGCCAGGAACCAGCACACCUCGAGCAAAUGCCUCAAAAGAGGAUCUUGUCGGCCAGGAAGCGUCAGCGUCUCCUCUCUGCGGCCGUAAAUGUACAGUAGCAAGUGAAGGACCCAAAGUCCCAGCCACUCCGCCCUCCCCCAGGAACCUCCUGCCCUAUGGACACAGGAAGUGCCACAGCCUGGGCUACAAUUUUAUUCAUAAAAUGAAUACAGUAGAGUUUAAAAGUGCUACGUUCCCCAAUGCUGGCUCUCGCCAUCUGUUGGACGACAGUGUGAUGGAGAGCCACAGUCCCACCAGAGGACAAGCAGAGAGCUCAACUUUGUCCAGCGGUAUUUCACUUGGGAGCAGCGAGGGCUCGGAGCUCAGUGAAGAGGUGUCUUGGCCAGCUUUUGAGAGGAAUCGGUUCUAUCACUCUCUGGGCCCAGUGACCCGAGUGGCCCGCAUCCCCUACAGAGGAGUCCUGAGGCCCAGCAGCUCUGCGGAAUCGGAGGAGCUGGCAGUUCACUUGUAUCCUGGAGCAGUCACAGUGCAGGGGGUGUUGAGACGAAAGACUGUGCUCAAGGAGGGCAAGAAACCAACAGUGGCAUCUUGGACCAAAUACUGGGUUGCUCUUUGUGGAACGCAGCUCUACUAUUACCCUGCCAAGUCCCUGAAGGCCACUGAGAGAAAACAUUUCAAGUCAACGUCCAGUAAGAGUGGUUGUGUGGUGGGUUUAAUGGCCAUGUUGGCUGAAGAUCCUGAGCAUCCUGAUGUCUUCUUGCUGACAGACUCAGAGCACGGUAACACCUACAAGUACCAAGCGGGGAACAAAGCGAACGCUUUCCUCUGGAUCAAACAUCUGAGUGCUGCCUGUCAGAGCAAUAGGCAACAGGUGCCAGCCAAUCUGAUGUCGUUUGAGUGACGGAUCCUAGGAAGUGUGAAUGAGUGAAGGAGACAAGGAUGAGGAAACAGACGAGGAGGAGGAUGAGGAGGAGUUUUGACUCAGUAGUGGGAGCUUUCACUGCCAUGAGCCCUGCCCGCUGAUUCUCCGAUUCUCACCCUGGCCUCACUGCAGCCUCACCUGCCACCACUGCCUUAACUAGAGUACUCCGUGUGUGUGUGCGUGUGUGUGUGUCUGUCUGUCUCUGUUUGUCUGUCUGUCUGUGUGUGUGUGUGUGUGUGUCUGUCUAUCUGUCUGUGUGUCUCUGUGCUAGUGUGUGUGUAUAUAUCUGAGUGUGUGUGUGUGUAUAUCUGAGUGUGUGUGGGUGGGAAUGGAAUGGACUGAUGUGGACGUCUUGACUACUGAACAAGGACCUAGACCACUGCUCUCGUCUCCCAUUUGCUCUUUUGUUUUUACUGCGAGUGUUCAGCACUUCAGUGGAGCCAUUCAACUUCUCCUUUGUCACAGACGGACUGUCCUCGGAUGGACAGAAAUAAUCCUCUCCUUUGGUUUUCUUAAGGGGUAAUCUUUUUUUGUGUGACCUGUCAUGCUCUAAAGCAAGAUUCUCGCCUUUUUAUUCAGCUGGACACAAAAUCAUAACGUGCACACUCACGUCAGACUUAUUCAUUGGACUUUGAAGGGAUUGGAGAUACACUUUUUAUUUUACUUAUUAGAUCCUCACUUUCAGUUUUCUCUCAAUUCACUGGAUUCACAGGAUUAUUUACACACAUACACAGGCCUGUUUGAUUGCAUAGGGCUCUGAUUUGCAAUCGAUUCCAGCAGAAAUGAUUCCCACAAUUCCUGAAUGUUUCUUCUUUUUAUUACAGUAUGUCGCCCCUCCUCUUUUGUCAUAUACUCGCUUAGUGUUCUGUGUGUAUGUGUGUGUGUCUAUAUAACUGCAUUGGGUAAGGAGGGGAGGGAAAAUGUUUGCUUACAUUACGGGAAUCUUGUCUUGAGUUCCACAAUAGUACAAUAAUCCCAGAAUCUAAGCUAAGACGUGUUCACACCCGAGAGUUCCUGCUUUUGCAAACCUGCAAUUCUUCUUUCUCCAGCAGCGUCAUCAGCUCAACGAGGUGAUGCUUGGUUUCACCAGACUCACUCACACUAAACACUAAAGACUUGAAACUGUGAAAGAGUCCAAGAGAAAGCAGCAAGAACCUGAUUUUAUGUCCUCUUCUUCUUCUUGCUGAUCUGGAGCAGACAUUCAAAGCUACCUGGAGCCAUACAAGUCGAUUUUAAAUCUUGUUUGUUGAUAUUGUUUUGUUUUAUUAGUUUCUUUUCCUGUUUUUUGGGGGGAGGGCUUGUGCAGUUCACAGUAUUACUAUGUAGUAGAAUGAUUGCACAUUUAUGUAGAUUUUUUUUGUCUGUUACAUAUGAAUGUUACAUUUUUUUGUGUGUUAUUCUCCUUUUAUGGAGCAGUUAUUUUGAAUAUUUUAUGUACAUGUGAAUUUUUUUUUUCUACUUUUUGCCCUUUAUUCUAUAAACCAGGACCCUGCUUAGUUAAUGUCCCACCCCUCUGAUUUGGAAAUAGCAUAAGCACCUUGGUUUUAAUUAGUGCCAAGUGAUGAUCACUGUUUUAUUUCACGUUGACGAAAUGUUAGGAAGCGUAGAGCUGAGGUGGAAUCAGGUGAUGGUGCCGACGGUGGGGGAAAACCUUUUUUAGGAUUUAGUUUCCACCAGAUGUUUUUCUUUUUCACAGAUGUUUUAACGUACAACAGAGAGACUGUUACUGUUUGUUUUUGAGCAAACAUGAUCAGAACAGUGGUGGUGACAAUAAUGAAGUGCUUAUCACCUAGGGGUGCCCAACAGAUUCUAAUCUCCUUCCUGAAACCGUUGUUUACAUUGUAUGUUUACUCAAUCCUCAGCCCAACAUCACAGUCUGCACACUGCUCCACAUGUACCUUAUCGAAUUUAGUGAAGAAGAAAAAAAUAUUGCGUAGAAACAAAUGUCCCAUCAAUAGGUUAGAUUAAGCUCAGAGGUUCAGCUUUGGGCUCACAGCACAGGAUCUAGUUAAAUGUGUCAAAUCUGAUGCAGCAACACAACAUAGAGUCAUGAGACAAACAUUACAAAGUGAGACAGUGACUAUUAGGUCCCCAUCAGAAGACAUUCAGCCCUUUGUAUAUGAGCUAAAGAGACGGCAGUUGAUGAACCUGUGGAGGAAUGAAUGAGGAAGCCAAUUUCAGGCUUAUGUAAAGCAGCAGUUAUUCUAAGUAUGUGUGGAUUUGUGUGCCUGUGCAUACUUGUCUAUUUUUUUAAAGAAAAACAUUGUAAUUGGAGCCAGAUAGGCAAAUCCCUUCAGGCUGCUGUCACUGCUGAGCAGUGGGGGUAACCACCUAAUCAUCUGUGCGACUGACUUUCUGCCAGCUCACGCCACAACUUGUGUCGCAUGGGAUGUGUGAAGAGAUGACGACUCGGGAGCUGAUGGGAAAUGGAAACUGUGCUCGUCUGUGGCAGGAGCUGCAGAACAGAGCAGAGAGCGUUUGAAACGACACAAUCCCAGAGCUGAAGCACUAUGGAGGCUGAUGGUUGCUGGUGUUUUUAUACCACUAGUGGGCAGAGGGGACUGUGAGAGGGCUGUGAAUGAAUUAAGUGAAAUGGGUGCAACAGAGCUUUUUGGUGCAGGUUGAGAAACUUUAUCUUCCGAUGCUGGUUGGUCUUUACUGACAUUCAGACGAGCUUAACCUGCUGUGAUUUGGAAAAAAAUUGACAAGUUGGUGCAGUUGAGCAAGAAUCGAUGCUGAAAAAAGGACUGUGGCCGGAAGUGGCUGAGAUAUAAAAAACGAACCCGUGAUGGCGGAUGGAUAUUUCCUUUCUUUCUGUUUGCUUUAUCUGACUUUAACUCAGAACAAUGAGAGAAAAAGAAAGGACAAGAGAUUGAGCUGUUGAGUUGUAUAUCCCAACAGACCAGAGAGGUGCUUUUGCAUCUAGGAUGGUUUAUUUGAAUUAAUUUGGGUUUAACAAUUGUUCUUUUGAGAAAUUCCCAGAUCAUGUAGAGCGCUUUUUGAGCUUUUCCUCACUGUAACUUGAGUUUACAUGAAUUACUUUUUUUAAUAUAAUUUCUGUACAAUGCAUGGUCAGAACAAUGGAAACAUGUUUCAUAUUUGUUUUGUGGUUUAAGGCGAACCAAUCUUUGGAUUUCAAGGCCAAUCACUACCAACAUGGUAACCCCACAAUCAUCUAUUUUUGGAUGAGAGUGGAAAAUUCAAAUGUCAGCCGCUCAUGUAAGAUAAUUUUUGGUUGUUAUGAAGAAACUUGAUGUCAUCCUUGAAAAUUCUCUUUGCUCACAUUGUUUGCUUUCAUUUGACUGUUCUGUCUACAAAUGCACAAUCUGCCCUGUAUUAACUGUUUUGAGUGAAUCUUACCUUCUGAAUUUGUCCUUUUUAACAGUCACAGAAAGUGUUUAAUAUCUGAGAAGAAGGGUUUGACCAGAGGGAGGUUUUUUGACUAUGGUUGCGUGAUGUGUUUAUUCUUUGGUGGAGAAAUGGAACCAUUGUGAAUCUGUGCCUCCUGUGCACUGGCCAGGCACCUGUUCACCGUUUACCAAGGACGUUGACAACAAAUUUCCUUCAACACAUCGAAGGUGAUGUAUAAAUUACCUUUGACCUUUA
This is a messenger RNA of Paralichthys olivaceus (Japanese flounder), 5806 nucleotides long. RefSeq names its product Ral GEF with PH domain and SH3 binding motif 2 (gene ralgps2). Gene Ontology annotation, biological process: positive regulation of GTPase activity; Ras protein signal transduction. Gene Ontology annotation, cellular component: plasma membrane. Gene Ontology annotation, molecular function: guanyl-nucleotide exchange factor activity. NCBI's taxonomy places the organism in Eukaryota, Metazoa, Chordata, Actinopteri, Pleuronectiformes, Paralichthyidae. The record is from RefSeq and is a predicted model, not a curated record.